Messenger RNA from Lymnaea stagnalis (great pond snail), 2343 nucleotides. The record is from the annotation of a GenBank genome assembly. NCBI's taxonomy places the organism in Eukaryota, Metazoa, Mollusca, Gastropoda, Lymnaeidae.
AUAUGUUGUUGCCCUGAAGAAAGCAGGUCAGAUCCUGUUUGUUCUUCAUUUCAUGUUUAGACAAUUUAUGUUAACAAAAGGUUGUUGCCGUGGAGAAAAGCAGGUCAGUUUAUAUUCGUUCUUCACUUGAUCUUUAGAAAAAUUAAUUUAAAAAUACAGAAACAGUUUUAUACAUUUUUAUUUUAAGUCACAAAAAAUUGCAAUAAAGUUCAAAUGAUUAGUAGUAAUAAAUAUCAGUAAAUAUAAAUAUAAUCUUUUUUUUUUUUUUUAUUCUUUCAUAAACAUAUAUUUUCCGGCGAAGUUUUUAAAUAUUUUGAAAUAAUUUAACCCAAAAAAUGACAUUCUUUUUAUUGUAAGUUUGAGAUUCUUGAAAGCGUUCAUUCAGUGUUUGUUUUAACGGAGCCUACAACAUGACUAAAGGGAUGACAUGCUGUUUUAAACCCGAAUAAAAAAUGUAAUUUUUUGACAUCCACAGCAAUGUUUUUUUUCUUCAGCUUGGAUCAUUUCAUCGUGUUUAAAACCCGUGAUACACACACGACGCCUUGAACCAGUGGCAGUAACUGUAAGACUAAGACUAACAUGACGCCUUGAACAAGUGGCAGUAACUGUAAGACUAAGACUAACAUGACGCCUUGAACAAGUGGCUGUAACUGUAAGACUAAGACUACCAUGACGCCUUGAACAUUUGGCAGCAACUGUAAGACUAAGACUACCAUGUAUGACUCGGGAUACGAUGCGGAGGCUGAUCUCAUCGCGAACAAGGGCCUUCACAUCAUCUUCAUCAUCGCCAUACUGCUGGCCAACGGGUUGCUCAUAUUCAAUAAUGUCCGUAAAGGUGAUGUCAUGUACAAGCCAAAAACUCUGACAAUUUUAUCACUGUCCAUCGGAGAUGUUCUUAUGGCUCUGUUUCCCAUGGUUGUGGCAACGAGAAUGUUUUUCGGAGAUUUCGCACAGAGAACAAUGCCAUGUAGCUUGAUUACAACGUACACCGUUUACAUGCCAUAUCUGAUUACUUUUGUGUAUGGUCUCGGAUUAAUGGUUUUAGGAUUAGAAAUUGUUCAACAUCACAAAAUUUCAUCCUUAAGUAAAAACUCCAAACUCAUCUGUUCAUUGAUUGCCAGCAGUAUUCCGUGGAUUCUUGGACUUAUUAUCAUCUUACCUCUUGGUUUGGCUAACAUUGAUAUGGACACGUGCGAGAAUAGUCAGACUAUUGAUCAGUUCAAAGCCUUGAUUGUCUUAGGCAUUCUCCUGCCAGCUUGUGGUGCCGUCAUUACUUCAAUCAUUGCCAAGUGCAUAGACCAGAUCCUUUACCUUUACCAACAAUUAGUGAGUAGCCAUCCACAAGUCAUGGUUGACUUAAAUACUCACACUAUGGCUUAUGCCAAUGCGCCACACAAUGAGCAACAGGGUCCUACACCAACAACUCCAGGCAAUCCACAUCCACGGCCGUCAACACUCCAAGCUCAAACGUAUGCUGCACAUAUGCAAUUUCCAAACAGUCAACGUCACGUCAAGCAUAUGUACAAUCUGCCAUCAACACAGCCCUACGCCCUACCAGCUCAACCACACUAUAUUCGUAGUGGUAACCAAAACAGUAAUUCUUUCAUUGUCCCUACUCCAUUGGUAACCAUGGAAACUGCAGUCGAAGUCCCGAUCGACACAACACAGAGACGUAACAGGCUUCUCGUCAUCUCAAUCAUCUAUUUCAUAUUAGUUACGCCUUUAGCUAUUUUCCACCUCGGCUACUUGAACCCAGACGUCACACCGAUGGGAGUAGUGGCUUCUGUGACUAUUGGAAACAUAGUAUACUGGCUCAAUGUUAUCAGAUCUGUCAUCACACCACUUAUAAUGCACGGCUAUUCUGAUAACUAAAACUUCAUUGGUAAUGCAGAGUGACGUAAAGAGCAUGGGAAGAUUUCUCAGAUCUUAUGUAGACUUUCAAAUUCUCAAUGUACAAUUUGAAAAUACAAAACCGCAGUUUCAGAGCAUACUUAGAACAUUAGCAGACACAGAACUUUAGCAGACACAUAACUUUACCAGACACAGAACGUUAGCAGACACAGAAUUUUACCAGACACAGAAUUGUACCAGACACAGAAUUUUACCAGACACAGAACGUUACCAUACAUAGAACAUUAGCAGACAUAGAACGUUAGCAGACACAGAACGUUAGCAGACACAGAACGUUAGCAGACACAGAACGUUAGCAGACUCAGAACGUUAGCAGACACAGAACGUUAGCAGACAUAGAACAUUAGCAGACACAGAACAUUAGCAGACACAGAACAUUAGCAGACACAGAACAUUAGCAGACAUAGAUCGUUAGCAGAAAUAGAACGUUAG